AUGGUUUCCAACCAGUAUUACGCACUUGUCGCCGGUAUCGGCCCAGGGACAGGACGGGCAGUGGCAUUGAAGUUCUCAAAGGAGUAUCCAGUGGUGUUGUUGUCAAGAAGGACAGAAAGUUUCACCGAUGUUGUAGAAUACAUUCAUAAGAACGGAGGCAGAGCUCUUGGCAUCGCAGCCGACGCAACGGACGAAGCCUCUCUCGCAAAGGCCUUGGAGACGAUCGAGCAGCAACUUCCGGGACUCCAGCUGGUCGCGGCUAUCUACAAUGUUCGUCCUAACUCCCGGCCCAGCAGGCGUCCUUUCCUGGACCUGAAGAUUGAAGAUCUCGAUACCAGCUUGCAUGGCAAUGUGCGUGGUCUGUUUUACUUUGCUCAAGCCACCAUUCCGAAACUCUUAACGACAGUCGAAAGCAAGCCAGAACAUGCUCCUACAUUCAUUUUGACAGGCGCAACUGCGUCGAUUCGGGGCUCGAAGCUAUGGUCUGUCAUUGCCGCGGGCAAAUCUGGUGCCCGAGUGCUGGUCCAGUCUCUGGCGCGGGAGUUUGGGGAACAGGGAGUACAUGUCGGGCAUGCGAUCAUUGAUGGCAGCAUUGAUGAGCCUGAUGCCAAGUUUGCAGAUGGCAAUGAAGCUACUCCUGAUGGCAAGAUCAGUCCUUACGGCAUUGCUGAAGCAUACUGGAGUUUGCAUACCCAGCAUAGGAGUGCCUGGACGCAUGAGAUUGAUCUGAGGCCGUUCAAUGAGAAAUUCUGA
Pseudocercospora fijiensis CIRAD86 is the source of this 753-nucleotide messenger RNA. RefSeq lists its product as uncharacterized. The record is from RefSeq and is a predicted model, not a curated record. The transcript has 3 exons. Lineage: Eukaryota; Fungi; Ascomycota; Dothideomycetes; Mycosphaerellales; Mycosphaerellaceae. The coding region runs from base 1 to 753 and encodes 250 amino acids.